Aspergillus heteromorphus CBS 117.55 is the source of this 3981-nucleotide messenger RNA. RefSeq names its product GTPase-activating protein LRG1. The record is from RefSeq and is a predicted model, not a curated record. The transcript has 6 exons. Gene Ontology annotation, biological process: actin cytoskeleton organization; signal transduction. Gene Ontology annotation, cellular component: cytoplasm. Lineage: Eukaryota; Fungi; Ascomycota; Eurotiomycetes; Eurotiales; Aspergillaceae. The coding region runs from base 208 to 3858 and encodes 1216 amino acids.
GCUAGACGCGCGACCUCGACGACUCCUACCUCGAAUUUAACCCACACUGAUUCUGUUUACUCCUCUUCCUUCCUCGUCCUUCGACAACUCGAUUCUCCCUGACCCUAUUGGCGGCAACGCCAUCAAUUUCCAAGUUUCGGCAAAAGUUAUCCAUCGAAGCGUUAGUUUUCCGACCUCUGUAUCCGAAAGGCAUAGUUCCUUACGGACAUGCCUCCCGGCGACGUUCCUUUGCCGGACAGCCUCGUGCCGGGCAACGGGGGCGCCCGUCCAAAGCUCAAUACCAGUGGAUACGGCGGUGGUAGUCACCAGUCGCAAACACCUACAUCUCCUGCGGACAGCAAUAUCGCCUAUGACUCGCCUCGUACGAGGGCAGGAGGAUGGAAUGGCUCUACAAACAGCCCUGUUGAUGGACCCCCGGGCUCAGAUGGUCGCAUGAGCAGGCGAUUGGAAUCCGGCCAUCCUGGCCCAAGGGACCCAUCCACUCCAAGGGAUCGCAAUGGCUACUGGGAAAGGUCAACACCACGGGAGAGAUCCCGGCCGAAUGGCCGCCCACCCACGAAAUCUCCAGCUAGCUCGUCGCGGACCUGCAAGAAAUGCAGCGAACCCCUCACUGGUCAAUUUGUACGAGCGUUACUCGCAACGUAUCACCUUGAAUGUUUCAAGUGCGAGGAUUGCGGUCAGAUCGUGGCGUCUAAGUUUUUCCCCGUCGAUGCGGAGGAUGGAAGUGGUCAAUACCCCUUGUGUGAAACGGACUAUUUCCGACGUUUAGAUCUUCUGUGCCAUGACUGCGGUGGUGCCCUGCGGGGUUCAUACAUUACGGCCUUGGAGCGCAAAUACCACAUAGAACACUUCACCUGCUCUGUUUGCCCGACCGUCUUUGGCGCACAGGACUCAUACUAUGAGCAUGAGGGGAAGGUUUACUGUCACUUCCACUACUCCACCCAGUUUGCACAACGGUGCCAUGGUUGCCAUACGGCCAUUCUGAAACAGUUUGUUGAGAUUUUCCGCAACGGCCAGAACCAACAUUGGCAUCCUGAGUGUUACAUGAUCCACAAGUUUUGGAAUGUCCGGUUAGCUCCGACAGGUCAACCACUCGAACUUUCCGAAGCCGAUUUGGAUGCAACCGAUGAGGAGCGCAACAGAGUCCGUGAGGAUGAGGAUGUUAUGGAAGAAAAAGUGUACAAAAUAUGGAGCAUUUUGUCAAGUUUCGAGGAGUCUUCUGCGGCAUGCAUUUCGGACAUGCUUCUCCAUGUCAGCAAUGGCACCUAUGUCGAUGGAGUUCUCGUAGCCAAACGGUUCAUUGGUCAUGUUGAUGUUCUCUUCUCUGCUAUUGACCAGCUUGCGGGACACAUCAAAACCCAAGGCAUGAAAGAUCUGGCUUACGGGCGCGAAGCAAAACUUCUGUGCAAGAAGAUUGUUGCAUUCUUUGCACUGUUGUCAAAAACACAGGAAACCGGUGUACGAAAACUUGGGGUCACUCAGGAGCUUCUUUCGCUGGUAACGGGCCUUGCACAUUACCUGAAACUUCUCAUUCGCAUUGGACUGCAAGGGGCUCUUAAACUAGAGAGGGAACAACGAGCUUCUGAAGGUCUUCAUCAUUUCUUAGAUCACUUGGGAGACCUUGAGGCACUUCGACCUCCAGAAGAGGAAGAGUCGCUUACCGAUUUGAUGGUUGGGGUUGAUACUCUUGCGGACCAGCUUUCAGAUUGUUGCGCGGCUUGUAAAGAGCCAAUCGACGACGAGUGUAUCAUGAUUGGUGAUAGCAGGUGGCAUAUAAAGCCACCUCAUCUGACGUGUGCUGGAUGCCAAAAAGAUCUAACCCACACCAUCCAAGACGCAUCGUGGAGCCCCAAGGAAAAGCGACCUUUCUGUGGUGAUUGUGUUUCGCAGAAGGGGCUUACACACGACGUCCAAGGGAGCUUUACUCAUAUUACCAAACUCCAACAGUUUGUGUUCUUGCUCAAGGUCGCUCUCGCGCGGCUCCUCGCUGUUCUACGGGCAGGCGGAACGUUGAUCACUGACGAUCCCUCUGCCCCACAAGACGGCAACGAAGGUGGUCGCGCCCCUGGCGGUGAAAUACGUCGGUCUGCCACCAGAGGCAAGACGUACGCAAACGCAGUUAGAAGUCCGCCUGAAGGAUCAUCCCUGGAGCAAACAGUCGGUGAGAUGCGACGUCUUCGAUCAAUUCGGAACGAACGGACCUUGUCAACGACUUACAAGAAAGCGCGGGCAUCUCGAAUUAUAGAUGGACCAGAAGGUCGUAGCGUGCGACCUGGUUCGUCGGGCGGCGAAGGCUCAGAUUCGAGAGGUCAUGGCUUCCAGAUCGUGGAAGAAAAGGAUGCUAACGGGGAGACAGUCACUGAGCUGACAUUUGGCAACCAGGACGCAUUGACGUUGGAUGACAUUCCCAGGAUUGUCGCUGCCGAGCAAGCCAAGGAACAGCGUCCCAACGCCUACAAGCACGCUGGCACCAAGCUGGUUGGAACCACUGAGCCUCUUCCGAAGUACAAUCAUGGCCAUCAACGUGGCGUGUCUGAUGCCGGUCUGGAACGGCACAUUAUGGACCAAGGUGGCAGGACCAAGAAGUAUUUCUCCGAGCUUUCCGCGCUGGAGUAUUUCAUUGUUAGACACGUUGCUGUCUUGUCUAUGGAGCCUCUGUUGGAUGGGCAUUUCACAUUAGAGGAGCUCCUCUCCUUGAUCGAAUCGCGCAAGCCCACCAUCUGGAACAUCUUUGGUCGCGCUUUCAACAAGGAGGGCAAAAAAGUUGGGAAGAAAAAGGGCGUUUUUGGUGUCAGUCUGGAUUUCCUCGUCGAAAAAGAAGGCACAGAAUCAAGCCAUGGCGUGGGUCCCGGUGCACUUAGGAUUCCUGCUCUGGUCGACGACGCCGUGUCCGCGAUGCGCCAGAUGGACAUGUCAGUAGAGGGUGUUUUCCGGAAGAAUGGCAACAUCAGGCGUCUCAAGGAUCUGUCCGAACAGAUCGACAACAAGUAUGAGCAGGUCGACAUGACCAAAGAAAAUCCUGUUCAGAUUGCGGCUCUACUGAAAAAGUUUCUUCGUGAGAUGCCGGAUCCUCUCUUGACGUUCAAGCUCCAUCGCCUUUUCGUCAUUUCACAAAAAAUACCCGACCCCGAAAAACAAAAGCGCGUCUUGCAUCUCACAUGUUGCCUACUUCCCAAGGCCCACCGGGAUACCAUGGAAGUUCUCUUCGCUUUCCUCAACUGGACCUCGUCUUUCUCCCACGUCGAUGAAGAGACUGGUAGUAAGAUGGACAUCCACAACCUGGCGACUGUCAUGACACCCAACAUUCUUUACCCCAAUGCGAAGAAUAGUACCGUGGAUGAAAGUUUCUUGGCAAUCGAAGCUGUUAAUUGUCUAAUCACAUACAACGACAAUAUGUGUGAGAUACCGGACGAUUUACAAUCUGUCCUCACCGAUACGAACUUCUUCCGAGAGAACAACGAGGUAACUACCAAGGAAAUUCUCAAACGCUAUGGCGACAUCGCGCGUGGAAGCAUCUCUCCGAAAGCGAGUAACGGCGGCGAGACUGUUACAAUCACAAACUCAAACCGCGGGGCAAAUAUUCCUGCUUCUGCCCGCAUCGAGACAGAUCCUUCUCAGGACGCAGCGUGGCAGAUGCAGAGCUCAGUUCGCCAUGUCCAGAGCCCCGGGGGCCAUCAGCAUUCGACCAGUGGAGCCCAGCAGGCUGGUGCAGAACUCGCACCUGCACCGCCGAAUGACUACCGUGAACGGAGCACCUCCAAUGGAAGCCAGCAGAAUCCGAUCCAGGCCGACGGACAAGCCCAACAGAUGCCAUACAGAGCUCGUCCGGGUGCUGGCCCUAUGGGAGUGGCUGGCUAGUCCUUGCCGACUAGAUCCUCAGCGAUACCAACUCCUGCGCUGCUUUUCUGCAUAGUUUCGAGGUCAUUUACCAAUGCAUUAUCCGCCUCUAUAUUCUUCGAGCUCAAAAUGGAUGCUCUUGGC